ACAAUGCUAAUUUUUCUGCACUGUUAGGCUUUUUAGUGUUUAUUGUUUGUAAAGAAAGCUUUAAAACAAGAUGGGCUAUUGGACACCUUCGAAAAUUGCUGCAUCUGUAUUGGGGGCACUCAUUAAUGGACUCUUUAUUCCAACUAUGGCUGUAAAUGGCUGGAUAUACAGUGGUAUAAUCGGCAAGGGACUGUACAAUACAUGUGGUGGAGGUAUUUGCACUGGAACACAAUGGGGUCAGAUAGCUGGCGAGGACGCAACGCGUAUUAUGUACAUUAUAGCUGCAAUUGUUCUUGGUCUAAAACUGUUUAUCAGCAUCGGGUAUUGUGUUACAAAGAACCAUGCCCCUUUGAUGCUUGGAUUUGGAAUUUGCGAAGUUGCAGCAGGUAUUAUUAUGUUUGCUGGAUCGAUCACGUACGUUCGGACGUUUGCAGAAGCAAUCGCGGAUAGUAACGGAGGCAGUGCAUUUGGUGUUGCCUUUUAUCUAUCCUGGUUUGCCGCGAUCAUUUCAAUAAUAGCUGGAUGUUUUAAUAUUCAUGUGUAUUCUCAGUGCAAAAAUAAUUCGAGUGAAGUCAACGUAGAGAUUUCGUGAUAAUACAAUAAAAGGUGAAGACGAGUCGGUUCGAUGGAGUCGAAUAACUGCUUUGAGUAGAACUGUACAUUUAUUGGGAUAUAAUGUAUAUCGGAACGUUUUUAUAAAUAUAACCAUUGAAUUUGAAUAGUUUUCUUUAUGUUUAGAACUGUACAUCCAAAGUUUCAAUUUUAGGUCGGUGUAAACUUCAUAAUUUUGAAUGCAAAUAAACGGUAUUGUUUUUAGCUCAA
Molecule: messenger RNA, 822 nt
Organism: Ciona intestinalis (vase tunicate)
Lineage: Eukaryota; Metazoa; Chordata; Ascidiacea; Phlebobranchia; Cionidae
Source: RefSeq, a predicted model, not a curated record